CAGGUGAUGUUACUUGGAGACUCGGGCGUGGGGAAAACCUGCUUCCUACUCCAGUUCAAAGACGGGGCCUUUCUCUCCAGGACGUUCAUAGCCACCGUGGGCAUAGAUUUCCGGAACAAGGUGGUGGCUGUGGAUGGCGUGAAGGUGAAGUUGCAGAUCUGGGACACGGCAGGACAGGAGCGUUUCCGCAGUGUCACCCACGCCUACUACAGGGAUGCCCAAGCCCUGCUCCUGCUCUACGAUAUCACCAGCAAGAUGUCCUUCGACAACAUCCGCGCCUGGCUGACAGAGAUCCACGAGUACGCCCAGAAGGACGUGGUCAUCAUGCUGCUGGGCAAUAAGGCCGACGUGAGCAGCGAGAGAGCUGUGAGGACGGAGGAUGGAGCAUCUCUGGCCAGGGAGUAUGGGGUGCCUUUCAUGGAGACGAGCGCCAAGACAGGCAUGAACGUGGAGCUGGCCUUCCUGGCCAUUGCCAAGGAGCUGAAGCAGCGCGCGGUGCAGCUGCCGGAUGAGCCCCGCUUCCAGAUCCACGACUACAUCGAGUCGCAGAAGAAGAAAUCCAGCUGCUGUGCCUUCGCCUGA
This is a messenger RNA of Aptenodytes forsteri (emperor penguin), 582 nucleotides long. It is a transcript of the gene RAB37, whose product is annotated as RAB37, member RAS oncogene family. Gene Ontology annotation, cellular component: endosome; Golgi apparatus. The transcript has 8 exons. NCBI's taxonomy places the organism in Eukaryota, Metazoa, Chordata, Aves, Sphenisciformes, Spheniscidae. The coding region runs from base 7 to 582 and encodes 191 amino acids. The record is from RefSeq and is a predicted model, not a curated record. Gene Ontology annotation, molecular function: GTP binding; GTPase activity.